Messenger RNA from Symbiodinium natans, 303 nucleotides. NCBI's taxonomy places the organism in Eukaryota, Dinophyceae, Suessiales, Symbiodiniaceae. The record is from the annotation of a GenBank genome assembly.
AUGCGCGACCUCGUGGCGGCGUGCACAGCCGGGCUGUUAGGCCGCAAGCCGGCCAUCGACCUCAGCCGGGAGGAGGAGCAGGCGGGGAGUGCAGAGAUACUUCUCGCCACCCUCACGGGCACCCGGAAGGCCACGCUCCUCGAGGUGGAGGCCAAGGUACCUGAUGGCCAGUUCGCCCCACUCUACGACAUGGCGCUGCAAGGCUGCCAUGUCAUUGCGGAGCAGAUGAGGAACUGCCUCCUCGAGCAUGCCUGCGAGGGUUUCUCCCUGCGGCGCAGCCUUCGGAGCGGGAAGAAGGUGUGA